Molecule: messenger RNA, 9437 nt
Organism: Ahaetulla prasina
Lineage: Eukaryota; Metazoa; Chordata; Lepidosauria; Squamata; Colubridae
Product: zinc finger protein 107-like
Exons: 3
Coding region: 17-3544 (1175 amino acids)
Biological process (GO): regulation of transcription by RNA polymerase II
Cellular component (GO): nucleus
Molecular function (GO): RNA polymerase II transcription regulatory region sequence-specific DNA binding; DNA-binding transcription factor activity, RNA polymerase II-specific
Source: RefSeq, a predicted model, not a curated record
GCUGCAUUCGGAAGUCAUGCUUGAAAACCAUAGGAAUGUGGUCUCUCUGGGUAAUACUGGGCAGGAGAAUCAAGAUUCCUGGGAACUGUUCCAAGUGAUCAAUGCUAAAGAUGGAAUGGAGAACUUUGGAAUUCAAACGGAAAUAGAAAGCCAUGAGAGAAACCAGUCAAAUAAUUGGAAUCAAGAUAGCUCAUCUUCCACUGAUGCUCCAAUGCAAGACUUUCUUGCCCAACAAGAGAAAAUAUGGAAAAAAUACAUUGAGGAAAGUGUGAAGCCAAUCAAAGCUAAAUUACCUGUAAAUGAACACUAUUUAACACAAAACAAAGGAGAAGAUGGUAUAGGACACAACGGACAAAAUUGCAAUGGGACAUUCAUUCAUUCUCUUGGAAAUAACUUCCUUACAUCUCAAAAAGUGAUUCAUACUAAAAAGGAUCCUUAUAAAUGUCUGGAAUCUGGAAAACAUUUUAGAACAAGCAGGCAACUUACUUCCCAUGAAAGAAUUCACACUGGGGAGAAACAGUGUUCAGAAGCCCCUGUAGCCCAUGCAGCCCAGUCCCUCCAGGCAGCAGAAGAGAAACCAUAUAAAUGCAUGGAGUGUGGGAAAACCUUUAUUCAUAGCAAUGGACUUAGAAACCACAAAAUGAUCCACACAGGAGAGAAACCAUAUAAAUGCAUGGAGUGUGGAAAGACCUUUGCUCUACGCAAUAGACUGACUGUGCAUAAAAAGAUCCACACAGGGGAAAAGCCAUUUAAAUGUAUGGAGUGUGGGAAAACCUUUACUCAAAGUGGUCAUCUUAUUUCCCAUAAGAUGAUCCACACCGGGGAGAAGCCAUUUAAAUGCAUGGAUUGCGGAAAGACCUUUGCUCACAGAGGUAAUCUUAUUUCCCAUCAAGUGAUCCACACAGGGGAGAAACCAUAUAAAUGCAUAAGUUGUGGAAAGACUUUUGCUCGUAGUGGUGAUCUUAGAAACCACAAAAAGAUCCACACAGGGGAGAAGCCAUUUAAAUGCAUGGAAUGUGGAAAGACCUUUGCUCAAAGAGAUAAUCUUAUUUGCCAUAAGAUUAUCCACACAGGGGAGAAGCCCUGUAAAUGCAUGGAGUGUGGGAAAACAUUUACUCGUAGCUAUGAACUUACUAUACACAAAAAGAGACACACGGGAGAGAAACCAUAUACAUGCAUGCAGUGUGGGAAAACAUUUACUCGUAGCUAUGAACUUACUAUACACAAAAAGAGACACACAGGAGAGAAACCAUAUAAAUGCAUGCAGUGCGGGAAAAACUUUAUUCGUAGCUAUGAACUUACUAUUCACAAAAAGAGACACACGGGAGAGAAACCAUUUAAAUGCAUACAGUGUGGGAAAACCUUUACUCGUAGCAAUGAACUCGCUAUCCACAAAAAGACCCACACAGGGGAAAAACCAUUUAAAUGCACGGAGUGUGGGAAAGCCUUUACUCAAAGCAAUGGACUUAGAAACCACAAAACAAUCCACACAGGAGAGAAACCCUAUAAAUGCAUGGAGUGUGGAAAGACCUUUGUUUACAACAGUAGUCUUACUAAUCACAAAAAGAUCCACACCGAUGAAAAACCAUUUAAAUGUAUGGAGUGUGGGAAAACCUUUACUCAUAGCAAUGGACUUAGAAACCACAAAAAGAUCCACACCAAUGAAAAACCAUUUAAAUGCAAGGAGUGUGGAAAAGCCUUUACUAAAAAAGGUCAUCUUAUUUCCCAUAAGAUGAUCCACACAGGAGAGAAACCAUAUAAAUGCACGGAGUGUGGAAAGACCUUUGUUCAACCAGGUCAUCUUAUUUCCCAUAAGAUUAUCCACACAGGGGAGAAACCAUAUCAAUGCAUGCAGUGUGGUAAAAACUUUACUCGUAGCUAUGAACUUACUAUCCAUGAAAAGAGACACAUGGGAGAGAAACCAUAUAAAUGCAUGCAAUGUGGGAAAACCUUUACUCGUAGCAAUGAACUUACUACCCACAACAAGAUCCACACGGGAGAGAAACCAUAUAAAUGCAUGGAGUGUGGGAAAACCUUUACUCAUAGCAGUGUGUUUAGAAGCCACAAAAAGAUUCAUACUGGAGAGAAACCAUAUAAAUGCAUGGAAUGUGGAAAGACCUUUGCUCUGAGCAAUAGACUUACUAUCCACAAAAAGAUCCACACAGGGGAAAAGCCGUUUGAAUGCAUGGAAUGUGGAAAGACCUUUGCUCAGAAUGGUAAUCUAUCUUCUCAUAAAAGGAUCCACACUCGAGAGAAACCAUACAAAUGCAGAGAGUGUGGUAACAGGUUCAGAAGAUGUAGUAAUCUUAUUUCCCAUAAAAGGAUCCACUCAGGAGAGAAACCAUAUAAAUGCAUGGAGUGUGGAAAGACCUUUGCUCAGAGCAUUGGACUUAGAAGCCACAAAAUGAUCCACACAGGAGAGAAACCAUAUAAAUGCAUGGAAUGUGGAAAGACCUUUGCUCUGAGCAGUAGACUUACUAUCCACAAAAUGAUCCACACAGGGGAAAAGCCAUUUAAAUGCAUUGAGUGUGGAAAGACUUUUGCACAAAGAUGUCAUCUUAUUUCCCAUAAAAGGGUCCACUCAGGAGAGAAACCAUAUAAAUGCAUGGAGUGUGGGAAAACCUUUACUCAUAGCAGUGGACUUACUAUCCACAAAAAGCUCCACACAGGAGAGAAACCAUAUAAAUGCAUGGAGUGUGGAAAGACCUUUGCUCAACGCAGGUAUCUUGCUUCCCAUAAGAUGAUCCACACAGGAGAGAAACCGUAUAAAUGCAUGGAGUGUGGGAAAACCUUUACUCAUAGCAAUUCACUUACUAUCCACAAAAAGCUCCACACAGGAGAGAAACCAUAUAAAUGUAUGGAGUGUGGAAAGGCUUUUGCUCUAAGUAGUACACUUACUAUCCACAAAAAGAUCCACACAGGAGAAAAGCCGUAUAAAUGCAUGGAGUGUGGGAAAACCUUUACUCAUAGCAGUGGACUUACUAUCCACAAAAGGCUCCACACAGGAGAGAAACCAUAUAAAUGCAUUGAGUGUGGAAAGACCUUUGCUCAACGCAGUUAUCUUGCUUCCCAUACAAUGAUCCAUACAGCAGACAAACCAUAUAAAUGCAUGGAGUGUGGAAAGACCUUUGCUCAAAGAGGUCAUCUUAUUUCCCAUAAGAUGAUCCACACAGGAGAGAAGCCGUAUAAAUGCAUGCAGUGUGGAAAGACUUUUACUCGUAGGAGUGUUCUUACUAUCCACAAGAAGCUCCAUACAGAAGAGAAACCAUAUAAAUGCAUGGAGUGUGGAAAGACCUUUGUUCUGAGCAGUAGGCUUAGUAUCCACAAAAAGAUACACACAGGGGAGAAACCAUAUAAAUGCAUGAAUUGUGGAAAGGCAUAUGCUCGGAGCUAUGAUCUUACUUCCCAUAACAAAACCCACACAGGAGAGAAGCCAUAUAAAUGCAUGGAAUGUGGAAAGGGCUUUGCUCGGAAUCAUAGUCUUACUUCUCAUAAAAGGAUCCAUGCUCGGGAGCAACUAUAUAGCAAUAGCCAUUCCACUUAAACUUAUAUACCACUCCAAACUGCUUUACAGCAUUCUCUGAGCAGUUUACAAAGUCAGCAGAUGGUCAGAACUUGGCUCAAAGACAGUAGCUGUGAGUGGGACCUUGGAUUUUGGUUUGGCUAGUCUAGAGAAAAGAAGGAUUAGGAGCGACAUGAUAGCAAUAUUCCAGUAUUUGAGAAGCUGCCACAAAGUCAUUUCCCCCCCCCAAAGCACCAGAGGGCAAGACAAGAAACAAUGGAUGGAAACUAAUAAUUGAGAGAAGCUACCUGGAAUUUCUUUACAGUGAGGACAAUUAAAUGGGCAGAAGCUGGCAGGUGGGCACCCCCCCCACCUGCUCCGGGAGGGAAGGCAGGCUUCACGCCAUCCGACUUAGCCAUCCGUGUGGAGGAGGGCACCAUGGCAGGUGGGAUGGAGGCAGGAGGGACGUGCGAGCAAAUGUUGGGAGCCGAGCUUGGGGUUUGCAAGUGGGCUCAGCGGGGCCACUUAGCAGGGAGGGAGAUUCCUGCCCGUUUGGUUCAAUUCAGCAUGGGGUGGGAAUGCAGAAGGCAGAGGAAAUCCAUGCCUCGGUGUUCCACUAUGAAAGACUCCUUUCCAUCCCAGAAUUUGAUCCUGCGCUCUCUUUCUCACUCUUUUUCCUCUCCUCUCUUUCCUUCCUUCCUUCCCUCCUCCCUCCCUCCCUUCUUUUUUUCUCUCUGUGAUUCUGAUUCUCUAGCGCCUCAUUUCUUGCUGGGUCUUGCGGGUGCUUCUUCCAGCCCUUUUGUGUAUGUGCAGUACCAACAAAGACCAGAAGAAGUGCCUGCAAGACCCAGCAAGAGAUAAGGCAAGUGCAGGGGUGCUUUGCUCCUGCUUUGGAAUAUGGAGUGAGUCUCCAUCCUCCACCAUCUCAGGCCAGAAGAGGAGUGACUGAGAGGGGAAGGUGAGCAGCAGGGCCAGCCAAUGGUGGGAUCACCCGACAGCCGCAGCAGAGGGACAAAAGAGCUGCAUUGAGCUCUGGAACCACAGGCACCCGAGGUAGACAAAUCUGGGAAAUGGAGAUACUGGAUGGCUUUUCCCAGCCAGACGAUUGAGAACCUGCUGGAGAGGUUGAACCAGAUGAGCAUCGAUAGCAUAGGAUAACCAUGCAGAUCUGAAGCGCCCAGAAUGAUCUUGAACUGGCCUACUUUGACAUUUCCACCACACCGUGGUCUGGUUCCAGUUGCAGUGACUCGGCUGGCUAGCCCUCCCCCAGUGCUGUCGGCAGUUUUGUCUGGGUCCACAGCAAAGCCCGCUGCUCCGUCAUCGGUUAGUGAACCCACCUGGCCAUCCACACCACCUGAGAUAGCAAGGACCCCCACCAUGGGCAUAUUACCCUGGGGCCAGCUGGGUCCUGGAGCAAUGGACUUCAUCUUGGGCAUCGCCUCCUCCCCCUCCCCAAUCUGCCCUUCCAGCAAUGAAGGCCACCUUCGACAGGGACCCGAACAAGCUUGCGUUCUUCCUGAAGCAGGAGUGGGCCCACAUACACAAAUCAUGCUGCAGACUACCCCAGCGACUAAGCCAUGGUCCGGGCCAUAACAACAAACUUGAAGGGGAACACAGCAGACUGGGUGACCCAACUCCAUGAUGAAUCCGCACCAGAAAUUUCAGAGCUACUUUUGACAGAACCCCUUGGAAGCUGGUGUACUUUCUGAACUGGAUCUAGUCCCAUCUCUACCUAUGGGGCUCAAUACCAAUCAGACCAGGAAAUAAUCUUGGUGAAAACUCGCUCGGCAAGCCUUUGAGGUUCCUCCCCCACCUUCAAAGUGGGGAGAAGCUCCAGCUCUGGAACCCUCUCCAGGCACCACCAGCAAGAGCAGAGAGGCCAACGAAGAGGAUCCAAUGGUAAAUGAGGCCAUCUAUCCUUUUUCCAUAAAGUUCCAAAUAGUGGUACCCAGAACGGGCUGAGGGGGACAUAGAAGCCGACACAGACACUGGAUGUACUAGGUGCCUAAUUAGUCUCCCCACUGUCCAGAAGACAGGCCUAAUUUUGUGAACAUUUUGCCCUUCAAUAGGUGACUUAGCAUGUCUUUUAUUAGGGGGAGAAGGUGGGUAUUCUCCACGCACAUGGCGUUAAUUCCAUGGGAAUCCACACAGACCCUCAUCCCCCUCUUCUUUUCUUUGAACAGUGCUGGGGCCGCCACUUUAGAUUUGGCGGGCUGAAUGAAACGUCUUGCCAAAUUGGUGUUGAUGUACUUCCUCAAUUCGUCCAUCUCUCUAAGGAUCAUGGAAUACAUUUUGAGCUUAGCUCCUGGCACAAUGGGGCGGGGGGGAGAGAUAUUACAUUUGUGCUCUCUGAAUGCAUCUGCCAUGUCCCUGUACUCUUAGGGCACCUGGGGGAAGCCAGGUGGGCAAUCCGCAGCGGCUGCUACCCCCUCUCCCCAACCAGGGCUGAUUGGGGGCUGAAAUGGUUGAGCUUCACCUUGAGGAAAUGGUGGUAGUGGGCCGAUGCCUAUUUUUAGCUUUUGGUAGCCGUCUUCCCACGUGAUGGCUGGACCCCAUUUGUCCAGCCAAGCAAAGCCUAGGAUGACCAACUCUUGUCAUCUUUGGGCAGGGGUGAAAUAUUCCCGGUUCGGACCGGAUCACCUGAUCUGGUAGCGAUGGUGGCGGGUGGUUUGGAGAACCAGUAGCAAAAAUCCCUGCCCCCGCCCCCUGCCCCUACUGAGCUGCGCCAUCAUCAGGUUUUUUAAAAAACUUUUAAAAUCAUUUUUCUUCAGCCGAAAAAUGCUUUUAAAAGGAAAAAAAAAGCCUUUGAUGAUCGUGGGGCUCAGCUGGGAUCGUCAGAACCCUUUAAACUUUUUUUUAACAACCUCUUCGGCCGAAGAGGUUGUAAAAAAGGUAUUAAAAGGCUCCUCUGGCAAUCCCACCUGAGUUGCCUGAUCACCAGAACCUUUAAAAAACAUGUUUUCUAAAAGCUCUUUGGCCGAAGAGGUUGUUAAAACAAUCCUUUUAAAAAGUUCUGGCAAUCGGGCAACUUCAGCUGGGAUUGUCAGAGGAGCCUUGUAAAAUCUUUUUUUUUUCUCUGGCGAUCCCAGUUGAGUUGCCUGAUCAUCACAGGCUUUUAAAAAUCAUUUUUUACAACCUCUUACAUCAGCCCCAAUCGCCCAGUCCCCACUUGCCCAAUUGCUGCUCCUUUCGGACUCGCAAAGCCUUGCUUUGCUUUGGCUGCUGCAAUCAGUUGCAUCAACUAGCAAUUGAAUCUGCCUGCCUGCAAUCUAUCUCCUUGGUGAGCAACUCAAUAUGCCUUUGCUGGCUGAGGAACUCUGGGAGUUGAAGUCCACAAACCUUAAAGUUACUAAGGUUGGAGAGCCCUGAUCUAAAAAAAUAUAAAUAAAAUAAAAUAAUAAAAUAUUUGUGCAGCUUUCUGAGAUUUGUUGUGUUUCUGUAGUGUUUCACUCUAAUUACACAAACACACAAAAUCUCACAAAGCUGCAUGUGGCAUUUUGUGUGUGUCAGUUGUGUUGUGUUGUGUGUGUGUAAAGUGUGAAAGUUGGUUUUUGAGCUUUUUGUGGCUGUGUGAGGUUCCUGCUUGUUGCAGGGGCCGUUUUGGGUGAGGUGCAGCUGCUUUUACAUUGUAUGUGAGUCAGUUGUGUUGUGUUGUAUGUAAAGUGUGAAAGUCGCUUUUUGGUACCUCAUUGUUUUGUAUACUUUGUUUAUUAUUUUUAUUAUUUAUUGUUAUUGGCCACACCCACCCAGUCAUCUGACCACCAAGUCACACCCACCAAUUAAGCCAUGCCACAGAACCAGUAGGGAAAAUUUUUAGAUUUCACCCCUGUCUUCGGGUCUACCAUGAAGUGUAUAAGUUCCCAAUGAUGUCCCAUCUCCAGUUUCACAAGUUUGGUGACUACAAUGGCUGGGGCUUCGACUAUUAACAUUCCAUCAACUUUCUUGAAGUGUAUUGGACAUCCGACUUCUGGAGAGAGUUGCUAAAGUCCAUAGGAUUGACCCAAGGGCUUAGCUCAGCUUUUCAUCCAAGUACUAAUGGAGCUGUGGAACGCACAAAUGCCAUGGUGGAGCAGUAUCUGAGAUGCUAUGUGGACUAUCAGCAAAACAAUUGGGUGGACUUGCUGCCUUUCCCGGAGGUGGCUUUCAACAAGUCAGUGCACAGUAGCACCUACUGACCCCCUUCCAAAUCACUAGCAACAUGGACUUUGUCCCCAUGCCCGAGCUGCCUCGAGAGCUGCCAUCAUCCAUGACCCUGGCAAAGUGUAUGGAAUUAUUAAGGCUGGGUUGAGAGAAUACGAAGUGAGCCCUGGCUGAGGUAAUAAAGGCGUACAAAAAACAGGCAGAUAUGCACCAGUCCCUCCAUCCCCUCUUCCAGGUGGGAGAUCAUGUAUACUUGUCAAUAAAAUAAGCUAAAAUUGUCUAGCAAGAAACUGGGACCUAAGUUUCUAGGGCCAUUCUCAAUAGUGACAGUAAUUAACCCAGUGACAGUACAACUUAGUCUCCAACGCCUGCUAGGAAAAGUGCAUCCAGUUUUCUAUAGCAGCUUGUUAAAGUCUGCAGUUAACUCACAGCUAAGACUGAGGAACAGAGGAGCCCCUUAACCAGUUGUGGUACAGGGUGAGACCCACUAUGAGGUUAAGAAAAUAUUGGACUCAAGGUUACACUGGGAUCGCUUGCAAUACUUAGUCCACUGGAAGGGGUGUUCCUUGUCUGAGGCUACAUAGGUGAAGAGCUGGGAUGUGAAAGCAUAUAGGUUAGUAAAACAAUUCUGUGAGAAAUUCCCUUGCAAGCCAAAGGGGCCCCUGGGGGGCGGGGAAAGAUGGUUAGGAACAGCAUUAUUAAUCCCUAUCACUUAUCUCGUUUCAGGAUGUCAUCCCUGGAGCCAUCUUUAAUGGGACUCUUCAGGGCUAUCAUAGCGGUGCCUGGGCAAGCUUUGGGAAUGGGAAGGGGGAAGUAGAGAUAGUGUGGCGUGUGUAAACAUAACGUUCUUUUCCUUGGGAGUCAAGGACAUCUUGGCAGCACCUGGCGAGGCAUGUCUGGAAGGGCCUCUGGUGGCUCAACAGACUAAGCAAUCUGUUAUUAACACAGCUGCUUGCAAUUACUGCAAGUUCAAGUCCCACCAGGCCCAAGGUUGACUCAGCCUUCCAUCCUUUAUAAGGUAGGUAAAAUGAGGACCCAGAUUGUUGGGGGCAAUAAAAGUUGACUUUGUAUAUAAUACACAAAUGGAUGAAGACUAUUGCUUAACACAAUGUAAGCCGCCCUGAGUCUUCGGAGAAGAGGGGGAUAUAAAUUCAAAUUAAAAAAAAAAGUUAAUUGAAGUUGGGACAGUGACCAGAUUGGGCCAUGGGCCGCAUAUGUGCUUGGCGGGGAAGAACCUUUGAUUUUACUUCGGGGUGGGGUUUUCAGAUUCGGGUUUUUCCCAGAUGUGCCCAAAUGAUCUCUAAUAAAUUUGUACUUUGAGGAAGAUGCCUGCUUCGGCGUGUUGAUUGUGUUGGGGGUGUUACUUGGAACCCUGACAGAAGGCACUUUAGAAGUGCAUUAGCGGGGGGGAGAUAGGUAUUGCGGCUGAUUCAUUUAACGGGAUCCACUUAACAAAUUCUUAUGGUACAAAUGUGAUUGGCAGGCUCCAUUCCAUUUGUAAUGCUAGGAUUCCCUGUAUAUUGCAGUUUCACAAAAAUUGAGAAGGAAAUUCACUUGACUUUCUACACGUUGAUCUUUUUCCCUAACCUUGUUAUCAUUUUCAUUUCUCUUUUCUUUGGAAGCUACAGUGGGCAGGCAAAUAAAGAUUCUGAAAAGCCAUUCCAAGUUAUUAUUAUUAUUAUUAUUAUUUAUUUGAUUUUUAUACCGCCCUUCUCCCGAAGGACUCAGGGCGGUGUACAGGCAAGAUAAAACAUACAAUGUACAAAUUAAAAUGCAAUUUAAAAAACUUAUUUUA